AUGCAAUUUUUAUUACAACUAGUAAACCUUUGUCCCAUUGAUAUUCAUCCCAAUGCUCGAUGGCAACACAAUAGUAUUACAGUAGCUGGAGGAAAUGAAGAAGGCGAUGGAAUCAAUCAACACUAUUACCCAUUCGAUUUGUAUGUAGAUGAUGAACAAACAAUUUAUGUCGCUGAUUGGGGAUAUGAUCGUAUUGUGAAAUGGAAAAGCGGUACGAUGAGUGGUCAAGUGAUUGCCGGUGAAAAUGGAGAAGGAAUCGAAGAUCAUCAAUUGUCUUACCCAUAUGAUGUGAUUGUCGAUGAAAAGACAGAGAGUCUUAUCAUAUGCGAUCGUAAGAAUAGAAGAGUAGUUCGAUGGCCUCGUCGAAAUGGGACAAGUGGAGAAACAAUUAUCUUCAACAUCGAUUGUGGGGGUUUGACAAUGGACGAAAAUGGAUCUCUCUAUGUCGUUGACUAUGCAAAAAAUGAAGUGAGACGGUAUCGAAGAGGAGAAUCUCAAGGAGCAGUAGUUGCAGGUGGAAAUGUACAUGGAAACCGUCUCGAUCAACUUCAUUGGCCACAAUACGUAUUCGUCGAUCGAGAUCAAUCAGUCUAUAUAUCGGAAUCGAGAAAUGAUCGUGUGUUGAAAUGGAUGGAAGGUGCAACACAAGGUAUUGUGGUGGCUGGUGGUCAAGGACGAGAAAAUGGUCCUACAUAA
Molecule: messenger RNA, 696 nt
Organism: Rotaria sp. Silwood2
Lineage: Eukaryota; Metazoa; Rotifera; Eurotatoria; Philodinida; Philodinidae
Source: the annotation of a GenBank genome assembly